ACAGAGAGAGAGAGACACAGAGAGAGACAGCACAGAGCAGCAGCAACACUCAUCUGCUGUCAGGCUUUAACAGUGAAGACAGAACAGAAGAAAACACGCUGGUGAUAUUUCCUCCUACUUCUCUCACACAGCUCUUCAAGGCGCAUGCUCAGAGCAGUUGACGGUGCAGUAGUUUCACAGAGGAACUCAGAGAGACACUGAACGGUUUUAAAGAUGACCACUUCAUGGAGUGACAGACUGCAGAACUAUGCAGAUUUGCCUGCCAACAUGGACGGCGUGACAAUGAAAAAAUACAGAAGAGAGCCAUACCACAGAGUGUUUGUCAACAGAAGCUUGGCAAUGGAGAAGAUUAAGUGCUUUGGCUUUGACAUGGAUUACACUUUAGCAGUGUACAAGUCACCUGAGUACGAAUCACUCGGUUUCGAGCUCACAGUGGAGCGGCUGGUUUCCAUCGGUUACCCCCAGGAGCUGCUCAGCUUCGUCUACGACCCAUCCUUCCCCACCAGGGGCCUUGUGUUUGAUACCAUGUAUGGAAACCUGUUGAAGGUUGACGCCUACGGUAAUAUCCUGGUCUGUGUCCAUGGAUUCAACUUCCUCCGAGGCCCUGAAAUCCGUGAACGGUACCCCAACAAGUUCAUCCAGAGAGAUGACACAGAGCGCUUUUAUAUCCUUAACACACUCUUCAACCUGCCAGAGACCUACCUCUUUGCUUGCCUUGUGGAUUUCUUCUCCAACUGUGACAGAUACACAAGCUGUGAAAGCGGCUUCAAAAAUGGCGACCUCUUCAUGUCCUAUAAGAGCAUGUUCCAGGACGUCCGCGACGCCGUCGACUGGGUCCACUUCAAGGGUACUCUGAAGGUGAAGACGGUUGAGAACUUGGAGAAAUAUGUAGUGAGAGAUGGGAAACUGUCUCUUCUCCUCAGCAGAAUGAAUGAAGUAGCCAAGGUUUUCUUGGCUACCAACAGUGACUACAAAUACACUGAUAAAAUCAUGACCUAUCUGUUUGACUUCCAACAUGGCCCAAAGCCUGGUACCUCCCACCGGCCCUGGCAGUCCUACUUUGACCUGAUCCUGGUGGACGCCAGGAAGCCGCUGUUCUUCGGCGAGGGCACGGUGCUCAGACAAGUCGACACGACAACGGGGCGUUUAAAGAUAGGGACCUACACCGGACCUCUGCAGCACGGUAUCGUCUACUCUGGAGGUUCCUCAGACAUUGUGUGCGACCUGCUGGGGGCCAAGGGGAAGGACAUAGUCUACAUCGGGGACCACAUCUUCGGAGACAUCCUCAAGUCCAAGAAACGCCAAGGCUGGAGGACGUUCCUGGUUAUACCUGAGCUGGCCCAGGAGCUGCACGUGUGGACCGACAAGAGCUCGUUAUUCGAGGAACUGCAGGGGCUGGACAUUUUCCUGGCGGAACUCUACAAACAUCUGGACAGCAGCAGUAACGAGAGGCCAGACAUCAGCACUAUUCAGAGAAGAGUCAAGAAAGUGACACACGACAUGGACAUGUGCUACGGCAUGAUGGGAAGCCUUUUCCGCAGUGGCUCCAGACAGACCUUGUUCGCCUCUCAAGUGAUGCGUUACGCCGACCUGUACGCAGCCUCCUUCAUCAACCUGCUGUACUACCCCUUCAGCUACCUCUUCAGAGCUGCACACGUACUGAUGCCCCACGAGUCGACGGUGGAGCACGCCCACGUGGACAUCGACACGGAGUCGCCGCUGGCCACGCGCAACCGCACCCACUGCAGCGACUGCAAGGACCUGGAGUGCAAACGCAACCAGCUGACCCGCUCCUUCAGCGAGAUCAAACCUCCCAACCUGUUCCCCCAGACUCCCCAGGAGAUCACUCACUGCCACGAUGAGGAUGAUGAUGAGGAGGAGGAGGAGGAGGAGGAGGAAUAAGCUUGACAUAAAGAAAGCCUCUUUCCUGUUUCUGCCUUCUCAUGUUUCCCAGUAGAGUCGGGUAGUUAUCUCUCUCGAAGUGAGGCAGCGAGGAAAUGUAUCUCCAGUGUGUGUGUGUGUGUGUUUAACAAUACUGUAUGCACACAAACACACACACACACACACACACACACACACACAUACUGGAGAUUGCUGAGGAAAGUAAAAUGGACCAGUAGCGAGACAGAUCAUAUGACUGUCUGAAGACUGUGUGCAUGUUCGUUCCUCUAAAACCCCAAACUCUUCCUAGUUUCAUUAUAUAUAAAAAAAAAAAAAAAGAAACAUUUAUAAUUUUUAAUUAAUUUAAUUAGAUUUGUGUAUUAUUUUCCCCGUCAGACAGACAGAACAUCACACACUUCAAUGUGUUUUAUAAGCUCAUUUAAGACCUGCUGGUGGAUUAAAUAGAUGCAGUCACAUUUAUACGUAAAUCCAUCAGAUGUGGGUCAGUAAACUGUAGUUUUUGAUCGUAACAGACUAACCUUGCUGGCGCAGUAUGCACAUUAUAAUCAAACAAAAAGCACUGUUCAGUUAAAAAAAAAAGAAAAAAAAAGAUGCACAUACUGUAUUAAAACAUUUUUUAUGCAACAU
Messenger RNA from Sebastes umbrosus (honeycomb rockfish), 2529 nucleotides. It is a transcript of the gene nt5c2b, whose product is annotated as 5'-nucleotidase, cytosolic IIb. The record is from RefSeq and is a predicted model, not a curated record. Gene Ontology annotation, molecular function: 5'-nucleotidase activity. Lineage: Eukaryota; Metazoa; Chordata; Actinopteri; Perciformes; Sebastidae. The coding region runs from base 214 to 1902 and encodes 562 amino acids. The transcript has 18 exons.